AUGCUCGCCUUCGUCUUCUCCGCCCUUCCCCUUCUCGCCCUCGUCGCUGCCGACGACGUCGCUCCGGUCGACGAGCGAUGCGCACGCACCGUCAUCGUCGAGGCGGGCGACACUUGCGACUUCAUCUCGACCAAGUACGGCGCCUCGACGUUCCAGCUCUCGCACGUGAACCCGCUCUCGAUCGACGAGGCGUGCGAGCAGCUCCAGAUCGGGUCGGAGCUCUGCCUCGGCUUCGAGGGCUCGGACUGCUCCAAGAUCCACACCGUCGUCGAGGGCGACACGUGCGGCCAUCUCAUCGACGUGUACGGGAUGGACGACGCGACGCUGCGCCAGAACAACCCCCAGAUCAACGACGAGUGCACCAACAUCUACAUCGGCGAGGUGCUCUGCGUCGACACCCAGGCGUUCGAGUACCCCGAGUUUGACCAGGAGAAGUUCGAGAUCGUCGCUGAGACGUACCUCCCCUUCUGCGACCAGGUCGGCGAGGAGUCCGCCUAA
Messenger RNA from Trichosporon asahii var. asahii CBS 2479, 498 nucleotides. RefSeq lists its product as uncharacterized. The transcript is spliced from 3 exons. The coding region runs from base 1 to 498 and encodes 165 amino acids. The record is from RefSeq and is a predicted model, not a curated record. NCBI's taxonomy places the organism in Eukaryota, Fungi, Basidiomycota, Tremellomycetes, Trichosporonales, Trichosporonaceae.